UAUUUGUUCACCUAUAGAUUCUCCUUGCAUAUUCCAUCACUUUUACCACUAACAUUGAUAAUAAUAAUAAUAAUUCAAACAAAUAGUUUCCAACAAGAAACUAAGAUGAGCCAACAAGAUAAGGAAGUGGUGAAAGGAGUAGUGGAAUGGAAGAUCAAACUAGGAGAUGAUGAUCAUGAUAACCACUCAUUAGCGUUAUCAUCAUUAUUGUUAUUACCAUCAGUGAUGGUGGCUUGUAUUUGGGGAGCCAUGGUAGGGGUGAGUAUGAAGGUUUGCAAGUUUGUGAAGAAAGCAUGGCAAAUGGGUUUGGAUGACCCUAGAAAAUUCAUCCAUGGAUUGAAAGUUGGGGUGGCACUUUCAGCAGUUUCAUUUUUUUACUACAUAAAGCCUUUAUAUGAUGGAGUUGGUGGAAAUUCUAUGUGGGCAGUCAUGACAGUUGUGGUAGUUUUUGAAUACACAGCAGGGGCAACCAUUUGUAAAGUUAUAAAUAGAAUAUGUGGGACAUCACUUGCUGGGUUUCUAGCCAUUGGGGUUCACUGGUUAGCAGAUAGAGCUGGAGAACAAGGGGGGCCUAUGAUUGCUGGCGUCUCUCUCUUCCUCUGUGCUUCUGCAACAACAUUCUCGAGAUUCAUUCCGAGCAUAAAGGCUCGUUUUGACUAUGGGUGCUUAAUAUUCAUAUUGACAUUCAGUUUGGUUGCGGUGUCGGGUUAUAGAGUUGAGAAGUUGUUGGAUUUGGCACAACAGAGAGUUUCAACAGUUAUAAUUGGGACAUGCCUUUGUAUAAUAGUGAGCAUGACCAUUUGCCCCAUUUGGGCUGGUCAAGAGCUUCAUCUUUUGGUUAUUAAGAAUCUUGACAAGCUCGCCAAUUCCCUACAAGGUAAUGUAGAUGAGUACUUCAAUAAUAAUCAACAGGAAGGAGCGAGUGACGAGGAGUGUAGAACGAAGCUAAUUGGUUACAAGUGUGUCCUAAGUUCCAAAGCAACAGAAGAAACUAUGGCAAAUUUAGCAAGAUGGGAGCCUGCACAUGGGCGGUUCAACUUCCGUCACCCAUGGAAGCAGUAUGUUAAAGUAGGGGCCUCCAUGCGCACUUGUGCUUCCUGCUUAGAUGCUCUUAUUGCCUGCAUUAAUUCACAUAAUCAGGCUCCAGAUCACAUAAAGAACAAGAUUAGCGGCAUCUCAGUGAAACUGGGAUCCAAAUGUGCCAACGUCAUAAAAGAGGUAGCAACAACAAUGAGGAACAUGACAAAAUCAUCCAAAGUUGACAUGUUAAUUAUGGAGAUGAACGAUGCAGCACAAGAACUGAGGGACUUGUUGAAUAAUUCACAUUCAAACAAUCUAUUGAUUAUCCCACAAAAACCAUCAACAACAACAAACGAAGAAGAUGAAGAAGUAGUGGGUUCAGUAGUUGAAUUGAAUAUGAUGAUGAUACCAGCAGUGAUGGAAAUAAUUCAGGUGGUAACUGUGGCUUCAUUGCUCAUUGAAACUGUGUCGCGUGUGGAAGACAUUGUGAAAGCCGUUGAUGAACUAUCAAAUUUGGCUAAAUUCAAAGAACCCAAGUGUGUCAAAGACAAUAAGAUCCACCCAACCAAGCAGCAGAAUCAUCAUGAUGAUGUUCACGAAGCAGCCAAUAAUAAUGAUAAUAAAACGCUCCAAAUGGUCUGAAAAUCGAAAACUUCAAUGGUAUUAUAUAUAUGUAGAAGGUCUAGCUGUGUACAUUCUUUGGUACAUGAUAGAUUGCAUGUUACAUAUAUAAAAAUUCAUAUUAUGAAA
Molecule: messenger RNA, 1770 nt
Organism: Arachis ipaensis
Lineage: Eukaryota; Viridiplantae; Streptophyta; Magnoliopsida; Fabales; Fabaceae
Product: aluminum-activated malate transporter 10
Biological process (GO): malate transport
Source: RefSeq, a predicted model, not a curated record